AUGUAUUUAGACAAUGAAUCCCCUACUGUUAGUGGGUGUCCUGCAAGUCAAAAUCUGUCUACUGCAGCGGCACAAGACUAUCAGGUAUUUAUUUGGACAACACCAACAUUCAUUGACAAUUCUGGAGAAACACCAUCUGUUACUGAGAGCCAUGCAUCUGGAGUACAGAUAUCACUAACAAGUGGAAUGCCAACAACUCAAGAAGUUGUUUAUGAAGCAACUGACCCUAGUGGAAACACAGAGCAAUGUACUUUUACCCUUAGAGUAUCAGACACUGAGAGUCCAACAUUUGUGAAUUGCCCUUCAAAUAUUAUACAAGACACUGAUGGAUCACUGAAUUACGCCACAGUUACAUGGAUAGAACCUACAUUUAGUGACAAUUCUGGGCUCACACCGUCAGUAGUUCCUACUCACACUCCGCCCAUUCAAGUAAGCCUCAGUAACGGGUUGCAAACAACGACAACUGUGUCGUAUGUCGGUACAGACGUUGCAGGGAAUUCAGUCGAAUACGCUGAAAACCCAGUGUAUGACGCCUGCCCAUCAUCCAUGACACUUAACACAGAUGCUGGAGAAAGUUUUGCUACCGUGACGUGGACAAUUCCAAGCUUCACCGAUAACUCGGAUGAGACGGUUAAUGUUACAGCUUCUCAUACUCCAAGCAUCCAAGUUGAGUUGGACAGCGGUCUUACAGACACAGUGACCGUGACAUAUGAUGCAGUUGAUCCGGCUGACACUGAAAAUCCAGUUAUAACUGGUUGUCCUUCGAAUGCUAACUUUGAUACCGAUGCUGGUCAGGCGUAUGCCACAACCACAUGGACUGAGCCAACUUACAGUGACAACUCUGGAUUGAGUACAGCUGUAUCCUCUCAAUCGCCGGGAUAUCAGCUAAGUGUGUCAGCUGGACUUGAAGCUUCUGAGAGCAUCACAUAUACUCUUACCGAUCCAUCUGGGAACUUCGAUGCAUGCACGUUUACCAUUACCGUUACUGACAAUGAAUCCCCUACUGUUAGUGGGUGUCCUGCAAGUCAAAAUCUGUCUACUGCAGCGGCACAGGACUAUCAGGUAUUUAUUUGGACAACACCAACAUUCAUUGACAAUUCUGGAGAAACACCAUCUGUUACUGAGAGCCAUGCAUCUGGAGUACAGGUAUCACUAACAAGUGGAAUGCCAACAACUCAAGAAGUUGUUUAUGAAGCAACUGACCCUAGUGGAAACACAGAGCAAUGUACUUUUACCCUUAGAGUAUCAG
Anneissia japonica is the source of this 1249-nucleotide messenger RNA. RefSeq names its product hyalin-like. Lineage: Eukaryota; Metazoa; Echinodermata; Crinoidea; Comatulida; Comatulidae. The record is from RefSeq and is a predicted model, not a curated record. The transcript is spliced from 5 exons. The annotation marks the transcript as partial.